Messenger RNA from Phyllopteryx taeniolatus (common seadragon), 4223 nucleotides. It is a transcript of the gene zyg11, whose product is annotated as zyg-11 family member, cell cycle regulator. Gene Ontology annotation, molecular function: protein binding. The record is from RefSeq and is a predicted model, not a curated record. The transcript is spliced from 18 exons. NCBI's taxonomy places the organism in Eukaryota, Metazoa, Chordata, Actinopteri, Syngnathiformes, Syngnathidae. The coding region runs from base 273 to 2495 and encodes 740 amino acids. Gene Ontology annotation, cellular component: Cul2-RING ubiquitin ligase complex.
AAGAGGGGCUAACCCCGUUUUUUUGUUGACAUAAAAUACAGACUGUAAAACAAUCCUCAAAAAUGACUUGCUGCAAAGUGGACAGCCGUCGACGCUGUGGCUCCGAGAGCGAGCGGAGGCGACAACAAGUGAGCUAGCUAGUUAGCCUAGUUAGCUUCACCGGCCAGUCAGCCCGGCGUUCUGGCGAAAAAGGACCGGCCGAGCUGGAGCCACUCUAUAGCCUGUGAGGGUAACACUUUCCCUGUCGCAUAAGCGGAAAUAGUUUCUCAACGAUGGCCUCCAUUUUCCUCGACACGGACGAAUCGUCCCCGGCGGGCCUGACGGACCUGUGCCUCACCUUCGUGAGCCAGAACCUGGAGUGCUUGUGCGUGAAGCGUGCCGACGGGUCCCUGUGCUUCAGGGAAGCUGUGCUCUUCCCCCAGGAGCUCGCAGACCAGCUCUUGGCCAAAAUGGCAACCGAGGGUCUGCUGAACGACAGCACGGUGGGCGUGUUCCGGAACUGCGAGUACCUGCGGCUGAGGCGUGCGUGCGUCCGCACGGCGCGCAUAUCCGCAAAGGCCUUCCAGCGAGCCCUCUGUCCUCACAGGUUGUCGGAGCUGGACGCCGCACGGGUCAACGCCGACCUCACCAUCCCCGACAUUCUCCACGGGCUGGCCACCAACAAAUACUGUCAGGAGUCCCUCCAGCGAUUGGUGCUGACGGGGCUCACCAUGUCCUCUCUGGGGGAGCCGAGCCCCCACGGUUUCAGCGCCCUCCAGGGCCUGCGCUCGCUCUCCCUGGCCAACGUGGACUUCUACGACUCGGGUCUGGCCGACGUGUGCUCCCUGCCCCGUCUGGAGAGCCUAGAUCUGUCCAACACGUCGGUCACCAACCUCAACCCGCUGCUGGGCCUGAAGGAGAGGCUGCGCUCGCUCACGCUGCACCAGCUGAAGAGGCUGGAGAUGAGCACCGCGCAGCUGCUGGGCGUCAUCGGCCAGCUGGACGUGUUGCAGCAUUUGGACAUCAGCGAUGACAAACAGUUCACCUCCGAUGUCGCUCGGCAACUGCUCGGGCAACCCGGCAUACUACCGGCUCUCGUUUCUCUGGAUGUGUCGGGAAGGAAACAGGUUACCGACACAGCUGUGAAGACGUUUGUAGACGAGAGACCGCAAAUGACAUUUGUGGGACUUCUGGCAACGGACGCCGGUUUUUCCGACUUCCUUUCCGGAGAAGGAAACCUUAAAGUGACUGGGGAAGCCAACGAAACGCAGAUCUGCGAGGCGCUGCGCCGCUACAGCGAACGGGAGGGCUUCGUGAGAGAAGCGCUCUUUCACCUCUUCAGCCUCACGCACGUCAUGGAGAAGCCUCGGCCGGACAUUUUAAAGCUGGUGGUCCUCGGCAUGAAGAACCACCAGGCCACGCUCAACGUCCAGCUGGCGGCGAGCGCCUGCGUCUUCAACCUGACCAAGCAGGACCUGGCGGCCAGGAUGCCGGUCCGUCUGCUCAGCACCGUCACUCAGCUCCUGCUGGAGGCCAUGAGAACGUUCCCCAACCAUCAGCAGUUGCAGAAGAACUGUCUGCUGUCUCUCUGCAGCGACCACAUUUUACAAGAGGUCCCAUUUAACAGGUUUGAGGCAGCUAAACUGGUAAUGCAGUGGCUCUGCAAUCACGAGGACCAGAAUAUGCAGAGGAUGGCUGUGGCUAUCAUUUCCAUACUGGCUGCUAAGCUGUCCACAGAGCAAACGGCUCAGCUGGGAGCAGAGUUGUUCAUAGUCAAGCAAUUGCUCCACAUUGUUUGUCAGAAGGCCACUCAGGGCAUAGUGGAUGCCACCCUCAAAUUCACCCUGAGCGCCCUUUGGAACCUAACCGAUGAGUCGCCGACAACCUGCCGCCACUUUAUUGAGAAUCAAGGACUAGACCUGUUCAUUAAGGUUCUAGAGUCCUUCCCUAACGAGUCGUCCAUUCAACAGAAGGUUCUCGGCCUGUUGAACAACAUAGCGGAGGUGGGUGAGCUGCACUGUGAGCUGAUGGUGCACACCUUCCUGGACCACAUCAGCACUCUCCUGCACAGCCCUGAAGUGGAGGUGAGCUACUUCGCCGCCGGCAUCCUGGCGCACCUGACAUCGCGGGGGAAGGACGCGUGGACGCUCGGCCCCGAACUCAGGUUCUCCCUGCUGGAGCAGCUGCACAACGUCAUCAUGAAGUGGCCAGCGCCCAACUGCGAGAUGGUAGCUUACAGGUCGUUUAAUCCCUUCUUUCCUCUGCUGGAGUGCUUCCACACGCCAGGCGUCCAGCUGUGGGCUGCGUGGGCCAUGCAGCAUGUCUGCAGCAAGAACGCCGGGCGCUACUGCAGUAUGCUGUUGGAGGAAGGCGGCCUGCAGCAGCUGGAACGGGUGCACGCCAACCCGCAGACGCACCCGGACGUCGGGCAGCUUACGGAGAGCAUUUUAGAGAGCCUGGAGCGCCAUCGGGCACGCACGGGCCGGCCCGCCACUGCUCGCCCGCCACCGCUAUAAGCUACACCAGGGUAACCAAUCCUGCAAGACUCGAGUGAGUCUCAUGUAUAAAUAAAUGGACAGAGAGGAUGCAGUUGUUUGCACACAAACCUAAUUUAUGUCACAUACGAAUGUUGCAAGUAUGCUUCAAAGUCUAUGAGAUUAUUAUUAUUUUUUUUUAUUUUUUUUCUCCUUUCUUGUUUGAUGAGCUGGAGCAUGCUGCAAUGAUACUUGAGUGCUGUAAAAUGAGAAAACAAAGAAUAGGAAACGGAGGUGAGAAAUGUAUUGUAGACUACAGAAUGACAACAGUCUAAUCAAUGGAGUGAUGUAUGUGUAAAUGUCUUCGUAUGCGUUGGUUACAGUAUAAAGUCAAAAUACCACAGAGAGUAAUUUGUAAUUUGACGAGAACAACGGUUGACAAUGAAUUGUGAUAUCUGGAGAAAGUUAUCAUUUUAUGAGGUGGAAUUUUUACACAACUCCAGAAAGUUGCCUAUUUUUCUUCCUAACAUUACAACUUUAUUCUGCUGGAUUCUCUGAAUUGAACUUUUUCUCUCAAAAUGUACUCGCGACAUUUUGAGUUUAUUAAUGUGACGUCGAAAUACCACCAAAGAAAUUGGUAAUUUUACGCAAAAAAAACAGUGGAGAAUGAAGUGUAAUAUGAGGAGGUAGUCUUCAUUUUACAAAAAUAAAGUUGUCAUAUUGGGAGAAAAUGGCCGAAAUUUGACGCAACUAACAUUCUCAUAGUUUUUCCCUCAUAAAAUGUCAAAAACUUUUUUCUCAAAGCAUGAUUUUAUUCUCAUAAUUUUACGACUUUAUAGAUGCAAUGUUACGAAUUUUGGGAAUUGACAAAAAAAAAAAAAAAAAAAGUCUGAAAAUGCUAAGAAAAACAGUUGGACAACUUUAACAAUCUUGUUCAAUUUACGCAAAAAUUUUGCGAAACGUGACUUUAUUCUCGUAAUUUUGCAUCACACGGCGCCACGGCCGAUUGGUUAGCACCACCGCCUCACAGUUCAGAGGCCGUGGGUAUGUGGGUAAAUGUAUGAUUUUAUUCUGGUAUUAUAACUUUGAAACGUAUUACAAGAGUUACAAGAUCAAAAUUGCAACAUUUUGAGAAUGAAAUCGUAAGUUAUAUGAAAAAGAAAUUCUCACAACUUCCAGGCUUUAAACACGCAACGUUACAACUUAAUUCUUGUAAUAUUCCGACUGUAUUCUUAGUACAUUACGACAUAAUUCUCAAUGUUACUGUCGUCUUGUAACGUUUACGACUUUAUUCUUAUAACUUCACAGCUUUAUUGCCAUAUCAUUCCAAUUGGCACUCAUUUUGGUAACUUGGUGCUAUUUUUUUUCUCAUGAUCCUCCGACUUUAUUCUUAAAAUGUAUAUUGUUUCAACUUUAUUCUUCUGACGUAGCGACUCUCUCAGCUUCACGUUAUUUUGUGUAACGUUAAGACUUUAUUCUUGCAACAUAAUGACUUUAUUCUCAAACUACGACUAUACUUGCGACGUGACGAUUUAUUCUCUUAUUCUAAUAAACAUGAUCACUUUGACUUUAUUCUUGUCAUGUUACAAUUUUAUUCUCUUAUACACCAUGUGUGAGCACGUUUGUUAGCGUCAAAGCGGUAAUGGAAUGUGUAAAUACGCUUUAAAAGACAAACUGUAUUAGCUUAAAGGUUGCAUCACAUAUUAUUGUACACUUCAUUAUUUUGUCUGUGAUGAUUCGAGUCAUUUUAAUAAAAAAGUAUCCACUUUG